This is a messenger RNA of Tachyglossus aculeatus (Australian echidna), 696 nucleotides long. Its product is annotated as olfactory receptor 14K1-like. NCBI's taxonomy places the organism in Eukaryota, Metazoa, Chordata, Mammalia, Monotremata, Tachyglossidae. The record is from RefSeq and is a predicted model, not a curated record. Gene Ontology annotation, biological process: G protein-coupled receptor signaling pathway. Gene Ontology annotation, cellular component: membrane. The transcript has a single exon. Gene Ontology annotation, molecular function: G protein-coupled receptor activity; olfactory receptor activity. The annotation marks the transcript as partial.
ACCCCCAUGUACUUCUUCCUCAGGCACCUGUCCGUCCUCGACCUCUGCCUCAUUUCCGUCACCGUUCCCAAAUCUGUCACCAUCUCCUUGACUAAUAACAGCUCCAUCUCCUUCUUGGGCUGUGUGGCUCAGCUCUUACUGGUGAUCUUGUUUGCUGCUUCGGAGUAUUUUGUCCUCACGGCGAUGUCCUACGACCGCUUCGCCGCCAUCUGCCGCCCCCUGCACUACGAGGCCAUCAUGGACCAAGGGGCCUGUGAGAAGAUGGCUGCCGCCUCCUGGCUCAGCGGAGGGUUGUUAGGGGUCCUAUUUUCAGCUUCGACAUUCUCCCUGUCCUUCUGCGGGUCCAACAUCGUCCAGCAGUUCUUCUGCGACGUCCCCUCCCUGAUGAAGAUCUCCUGCUCCAAGGACUACGUCGCCAUUGACGUGAGCGUGACCGUUGGGAUAGCGUUAGCCGUCGUCUGCUUCGUCGGUAUCGUCAUCUCGUAUGUGCGCAUCUUCCGGGCCGUGCUGAGGAUGCCAGCUGCCGAGGGCCGGGCCAAAGCCUUCUCCACCUGCCUGCCUCACCUCGGCGUCAUCACUCUCUUCAUCAUGACUUGUUUCUGUGCUUACCUGAAGCCUUCGUCAGGUUCCCCCUCGACAGUGGACCUGCUGGUGUCCGUGUUCUAUGCCGUGGUUACCCCCGCCCUGAACCCCCUC